UUUCGUCGUGGCAUGGAGGCAAAGUUGAAAGAAUAUGGAUGGUUUCUCUCCUCCGAAGGGAUUGCAGAGUGUGAAAGGGUUUGUAACAAAGAGAAGCCAUCUUUCCAGGAACUCUUAAAGGCAGCCCGUAAUCUGGACUUGAAACAAUAUGGAGUGAAACAUCUUCCUGAUGACAUUAACAGAGGAAAAGUGCAAUCAGUCAAUGGACCUAUGGUCCUGCAAGUACAAAAACUAAGAAAUGUCUCUGCUCCAAAAUCUAAUGAAGAAUCAAACCAUUCACCAAGAUUCUUGAAGGUUCAGCUAACAGAUGGCCAUUUGACUUGUUAUGGAUUAGAAAUUGCUUCCAUUCCUGACUUCAGCUUAUCAGUUCCCCCUGGGACCAAGGUGUGCUUAUCAGGCACCAUUACUGUCCAGGAGAGCUUUCUGAUGUUGAAUGCUAACAACACAAGGGUCUUAGGAGGAGAGGUGGAGAAACUGAAGGAAAAGUGGGAGCUAAAUAAGACCUUGGCUAAGCACUCUCGCAUGACUGUAAGUGGAGAUGGGCCUCCUCCAUUUGUCCCCUUUGAUCAAGGAACCCAACCAGGAAGUGAGAACAGAGGAAGAUCAGCAGAGAACACCAAAGCAGUAAAUGGUGUGGUACAAAAUAGCAACGAGAAAUCGAGAAGUUCACAAAUCAAGGAUGGUUCUGGUUUACCACCAAGAUCCAAAACAUCAGAACCUGGACAACAUAACAAGCCUGUCAAUCAAGAGCAAAGGGAAGGUUCAGCAAAAAACUUUGCACACAACUCCAGGGAUGAUCGAGCAGAAAACAAAAGGCCAAACACUGAAAAAACAAAUGAAAAAUAUGCAUCUGAAGGUAAAACAAAUUCAAGUAAUCCUAAAGACAGAGAUAUGAGAUCUCAUAAUUCAGAACCACACAAUAAUGAGAGAGCCAGAGAAGGAAAUCAAGGAAGUGAUGACAGACAAAACAACAGAAUGGAUCGUAGUGAGAGGAUGGAAAGAGCAGUUGCAAGAGGGCAGCCUCUAAGACCACAGGAUACAAACAGAGGUGGCACAAGACCACGAGGCCGUGGAGGAAAACGAGAGCCAGCAGGCAGGGGAAGGCAGGAAGGUGAAAGUACUGAUGAUGUAGAAGACUACAGAGUCAGGCAACCCUCUGAGCCAGAAUUGUGGGACUUCCUCUCAACAAAAUUGCCAAAUGUUAAAGAUUCCACAAAUCCAAGGCUACAAAAAUAUAAUGAAAACAAAAAAACAAAUGAAGUUCACCAGGAGAGCCCUCCCCCAAGACCACCACCCCAACAAGAAAAUGAUACGGAAAAGCCUAAGCAACAAAAGCAAGAUUCAAGAGCUGAAAAAGUGGAGAAUGUUCCUCCUGCAAGCAAAGAGCAAACUGAUGUACAGCGUGACCAUACUACCCCCAGAGAGAUCGAGAAGUCAAAACAAGAAUCCUCACCCCAGAGCAGAGAUGGAAGACAACAGUCCAGACAACAACGGGAACCUUACUACAAGCAACAGCAGAAUCCUGGGCAGGCAAAAGGAAAAGGCUCUAGAAGGCAUGAUCAUGAUUCCAGGCCAUACAACCAAAGUUUACCACCUCGACUGCAAAGGAAACAGCAGCAACAACAACAGCAAAGACAGCAACAACAACAGCAUCAUCAUCAUCAUCAUCAACAUUAUCAACAGCACGGUCAUAAACAAGAGACAGAUGUGAAUAGUGAUGGUAUUGAAGUUGAGUAUGCUGCUGCAGGCAGCCCACCUUCUGUGGCACAGGAAGAUGAUGCCAUUGUAAGGUUUAGUGCAGCAACUGUUAACCCUGAAUUUGUCGAGGACUCUCCAAGCCACCAUCAACAAACAGUUCAGUUUCGUGACCAGCAGGGUGGUUCAUACACCAGUCAGCCAUAUGCUGCACAAGGCAAGUGGCAAAAAAACUAUCGCCAAGGAUCUGAGCAGCUGAGACCCCCAAAUUUCACCCCUCCUAAUGUACAACAACAGCAACAGCAGCACAUUGAGUUUGUUACCAUGGCAAUGGAGUCACAGCGGGCACAGGCUCAGUUUGUUGUCAAUCAACCUCAACAGUUUGUGGAGCAGGGUGGAAGGGAACAGGCUGAGAUUGGUGUACCACAGGAAUACCAGUAUACUCAACAGGCACAGCCCCCAGUUCAGGCAUAUCCUGUGUACCAGUUGCGGCCACCUCAGAUGACCCACCAGGCGAUGGCACCUCAGCCAGCCAUGCCGCAGCAGCCAGUAGCUACACAAAUGCCAGCGCAACAGGUGGGUUGGAAGAAGGGUGACCACUGUUUGGCUCCGUGGAGAGAUGGACAGUAUUACAGUGCCAAGAUGGAGGAACUGAUGGGUGAUGGUGUCAAUUGUGUGGUUUCUUUCUUGGAUUUUCACAAUAGUUGUGAUGUUGUACCUCUCUCAUCUCUAAGGCCUUUUCCAAUAAUUGCCUGGGGAGAAAGUAGUAACACACAGCCUCCACCAGCAAGUGCCGUGGCCACAGUGCCAUACUACACACAGGGGGCACCAGUUGGCAUAGUGACCAGACCCCAGGUAAUGAUCCCGGUGACAGGUCAGCCCCCUUUCCAUGCUGGGACCCGACCCACCAUUGUCCAUUCUACCCCUGUCCCUGCUCAGGUACAAUGGCAGCCUGCUCAGGUCCAGUACCAAGACAUUAGACAAGCAGCUUUCCAGCCAAUAGUGCAUUAUGGGGCUGUGCCUCAGUCAACCACAGGGGCACCUGCUCAGGCAGGUUAUGGUGUAGCUACAGCAACUGGGGUACAUUUUGUCAGGGGUGUAAAGGACACACAAGGACAAGAUGUGUACAACAGCAUUCCAGAGGCAGGCAGAGGAAGGUCAAGUCCAAAUUCAAGUGGUUAUUCCAAACCAAGACGGCCAAAUAGAGCUACACAAAAUUACUAUAUUCCACCCAGACAACAGAAAUUCAAAGACAAAGGGUAGUCAGACCAUGAAAUCUUGCAAAGCACUUAUUGGGCCUCAAGGACUGUUAGUUUGAAGUGGAUAAUGUCAUCCGGGGGAUGCAGUUCCCUGUAGUGGAUAGCUUUGUAGUAUCUUUUCUGGCUGGCAAUGUAUUCUGUGAGUAACAUUUUCCACUGUUCAAGCAACUGGGGUGUAGAAAUAAUCUCUAAUAUGAAAAUUUAAUUAAUAUUUAGUAAAAUAAAAUAACAUUUUCUCGCUUUA
This is a messenger RNA of Stylophora pistillata, 3198 nucleotides long. RefSeq lists its product as uncharacterized. Gene Ontology annotation, cellular component: nucleus. Lineage: Eukaryota; Metazoa; Cnidaria; Anthozoa; Scleractinia; Pocilloporidae. The record is from RefSeq and is a predicted model, not a curated record.